AUGAUGCCCGAUCUCGUUCCCAUUAUUGAAGGUCCAAGGAUUGACGUGGAAAAGAUAGCCAACACUGUCAAGGCGAAGUACAAAAACGGAGUCUACGAGAUCCGUUGCGAUGCAAAUCUACCAAGUUUCGAGUUCCUUGUCGAGAAGACAAAAUAUGCAAUCACGUCGGACAAGUUAAUCGUGAAGCAAUACUACGUCAUCUUUGAUUACACAGAAAAACGCUUGGGCUUCGCUAGCGCAAAGGAUGCCAACAAAACAACUGUUAGACCUGCCACGAAAACAACAUUUAGACCAACGACGAGGAGGAAGAAGCUAGCGCCUAUCGUCUGCAACAGCGAAAUUCUCAUUUUAAUGCUCAUCUUACUCAAUCCAAUACAAACAAUGAGUGCCUUGUAUAUCACAAUAAUUCUAAUUGCGGCUGUCGCAUUAAUGCAAGUAGCUCCAACCCUGCAUGAUCUCCAGGGUGACUAUGGUAUAUCCCUCAACAAUUUCAAUUUCAAGGGAAGGAAUAGCAUUGCUAGCGAGAGCUUUGGCAAUUCUACAACAAAUAGCUCUACUCUUGGACAAACAAUGAGUGCCUUGUAUAUCACAAUGAUUCUAAUUGCGACUGUUGAAUUAAUACAAGUGGCUCCAGCCCUGCAUGAUCUCCAGGGUGGCCAUGGUAUAUCCCAUAACAAUUUCAAUCUCAAGGAAAGGAAUAGUUUUGCUAGCGAGCGCUUUGGCAACUCCACAACAAAUAGCUCUACUCUUGGGCCCGUUCCAAGAAACGUCACUUCUACUCUCAGGCUCGGUUGGAGAAACGUCACCUUCACGUCAGCGUUCCCAAAAUACGUCACAUCCACGCCCGUGAUUUAGACAACAAGCAAUCUAGCACCUUCUGCUCGUUUUUAUUGCGUUCUUGUCGUAUUUCUUACCCUAAUCUAUUCAUAAUGAAAAAAAUAGUGCAGCCGUCAAGCAGCACAUUUCCAAAGAUUUUAUCAUGUGUUUGAAAACUUAAUACAUUCUGGCU
Molecule: messenger RNA, 1009 nt
Organism: Cylicocyclus nassatus
Lineage: Eukaryota; Metazoa; Nematoda; Chromadorea; Rhabditida; Strongylidae
Source: the annotation of a GenBank genome assembly